UUUCCCAGAUUGAGAGAGAGAAAAACAGAGUCACUGAGCCAUAUGCAUAGUAUCAGCAAUACACAGUAUCAAAUACAUGCUCAUACAUCUUUCUCUGCUGGGGUGACUGUUAUCAGGUCGACCUUGGUCGGGUGGACUAUAAAAGAGAAGAAAAUCACUCUGAGAGAUAGCGAUUGGUGAAGAAAAAGUUCAAACUUUCAGCUUCAGCUGACUGUAGCUCAAAAACCUAGAAAAAAAAAACAAACAAAAGGGAUUCUUUUGUCAGUAAUAAUUAUGGUUUUGUUGUUGAAGAGAGAGGAGUUGUUUGAGUUGGGUUAGAUUUUCUUGGAUUUUGGGUUUAUUAGUUGAAAUCGAUUGUUUCUACUGAGCUUUUGUUUUUGUUUUCUUGGUGGGUUUGUUGUAAAAUUAGUGAUAGUGAAAUGCAUGUGAAGAUUUGAGUUGGGGGAGUAAAAGAUGGGGAAGAUGAGAGAAGAGCUGGAGCUGAAAAUGAGUUGGGAUUUAGGGUUUGAGAUUUUUGGGAUUGAAAGUAAGGUUUAGCAUUUUCAGUAUUUAUAAUUGUGUUCCUAAGUGUAGUUUUAGUUUUAUUAUUAUAUUAUUGAUCAUAUAUUUAAGCAGAGAGUUGAAUUGAAUAUGAAGCUUUCAACAUCAGGGAUGAGUCAGCAAGUUCAUGAAGGGGAGAAGAAGUGCUUGAAUUCCGAGCUGUGGCACGCCUGUGCUGGUCCUCUGGUAUCCCUGCCGACAAUUGGGAGUCGUGUGGUUUACUUCCCUCAGGGUCAUAGUGAGCAGGUUGCUGCCACUACUAAUAAAGAAGUUGAUGCUCACAUCCCAAAUUACCCAAGUUUGCCACCCCAGUUGAUCUGCCAACUCCACAAUGUUACAAUGCAUGCAGAUGUUGAGACGGAUGAAGUGUAUGCUCAGAUGACACUGCAGCCCCUGACUCCGCAAGAACAAAAAGAUACUUAUCUUCCUGUGGAGUUAGGAACUCCUAGCAGGCAACCAACGAAUUACUUUUGCAAGACACUGACUGCGAGUGAUACUAGCACACAUGGAGGCUUCUCUGUUCCUCGUCGUGCUGCAGAGAAAGUUUUUCCUCCUUUGGAUUUCUCACAGACACCACCUGCACAAGAACUCAUUGCGAGGGAUCUCCAUGAUGUUGAUUGGAAGUUUAGGCAUAUUUUCCGGGGCCAGCCUAAGAGGCAUUUGCUUACCACUGGGUGGAGUGUGUUUGUCAGUGCCAAAAGACUUGUUGCUGGAGAUUCUGUUCUUUUCAUCUGGAAUGAGAAAAAUCAGCUCUUUUUGGGAAUUCGUCGUGCCACUCGGCCACAAACUGUGAUGCCAUCAUCUGUUCUUUCAAGUGACAGUAUGCACAUUGGACUGCUUGCUGCUGCUGCUCAUGCUGCUUCUACUAAUAGCUGCUUCACAAUAUUUUAUAACCCAAGGGCUAGCCCAUCUGAAUUUGUCAUACCUCUUUCAAAGUAUGUCAAAGCUGCUUAUCAUACACGUGUUUCUGUUGGAAUGCGUUUUCGGAUGCUAUUUGAAACUGAAGAAUCCGGUGUUCGCAGGUACAUGGGAACAAUUACUGGCAUUGGUGACCUAGAUCCUGUUCGUUGGCCAAACUCUCACUGGCGGUCUGUCAAGGUUGGCUGGGAUGAAUCUUCAGCGGGAGAGAGGCAGCCACGGGUAUCAUUAUGGGAAAUUGAACCCUUGACUACAUUUCCGAUGUACCCCUCUUUAUUUCCUCUCAGGCUGAAACGACCAUGGUAUUCAGGGGGGUCAUCUUUUCAAGACAACAGUAAUGAAGCAAUAAAUGGCAUGGCGUGGAUGAGAGGUGAAACUGGUGAACAAGGACUAAAUUCUAUGAAUUUCCAGUCUGUUGGUAUGUUUCCCUGGAUGCAGCAGAGAGUUGAUCCAACAGUCCUGCGAAAUGAUCUUAAUCAGCAAUACCAGGCUAUACUGGCAGCAGGUUUGCAACAUUGUGGAAGCGGAGAUUUGCUCAAAGACCAACUCAUGCAGCAGUUCCAGCAGCAGCCUGCUCAAUAUCUUCAUCAUUCAGGCAGCCAUAAUCCCCUGUUACAUCAGCAGCAGCAGCAGGUAUUCCAGCCAUCAAUAUCUUCACAUAUGCUCCCCACACAAACCCAAAUGCUAUCUGAUAAUUUGCAGAGGCAAACACAACAGCAAGUUAAUAAUGUGUCUGAAGAACAUAGGCAACGACACAAUUAUCAGGAAUCAUUUUUAAUGCAACGUGUUCAGCUUCAACAGAGGCAGCCAUCUGAUGUUCCUUCCCCUUCAUUCACAAAAUCAGACUUCACAAAUUCGAACAGUAAAUUUGCUGCAUCUAUUGCUCCUGGAAUGCAAAAUAUGCUGGGUUCACUUUGUUCCGAAGAGAGUGGUAAUCAUUUAAGUUUCUCAAGACCUGAUGAGUCAAUACUCAAAGAGCAGUCACCCCAACAAUCCUGGGUGGUGAAAUUCUCUCAGUCACCAAACAGUAAUUGUUCGAAUUCAACAUCACUUCCACCAUAUUCAGGAAAUGAUACUUCUGCUGAGCAGGGAACGUGUAGCUUGGAUGCCCAGAAUCAUUCUCUUUUUGGUGCUAAUAUUGAAAAUGUUGGGCUCUUGCUUCCUACCGUUGUGUCUAGUAUCGCUACUUCUUCAGGUCAUGCUGAGAUGUCCUCUAUGCAGCUGGGGACUUCUGGGUUUCAGAGUCCUCUUUAUCGAUUUGUGCAAGAUUCUUCUGAGUUGUUGCAUAACACAGGACAAGUUGACCAACCAGCCCCAACCCGUACCUUUGUCAAGGUUUGGAAAUCAGGGUCAGUUGGUAGGAUUCUGGACAUUGGACGGUUCAACAGCUAUCAGGAGCUGCGUCAGGAACUAGGUCAGAUGUUCGGGAUUGAAGGGUUGCUUGAAGACCCUAAAAGAUCAGGCUGGCAGCUUGUAUUCGUCGACAGGGAGAAUGAUGUGCUUCUCCUUGGAGACGAUCCAUGGGAGGCAUUUGUGAAUAAUGUCUGGUAUAUCAAGAUCCUUUCUCCUGAGGAUGUGCAGAAGCUGGGAGAACAAGAGGCCCGAUCAUUGAGUCGAAGUGCAUCUGAGAGGAUGAAUAAUACUGAUGGCCAAGACCUUGUAGGACUCUCAUCUAUAGGGUCGCUUGAAUACUGAGAAACUGAUGCUUCUCUCCUCUUUCUUCUGCAGUGCCUCUAGAAGUUGCUCAUUUAUACAUUCUAUAUGGCUUCGUAGGAUUUGGCCUUUUCUUCACGUUGUGUGCAAUACAAUUUCAUUGCAAUGACAAUGUCUUUAGUGGACAUGAACUUGAGAGUUUAAGCAUAUGUGAUUUCGACUAAGAAUCUGAAACCUCCCUUGGUCGAUGUAUUUCGUAAACUAGGAGUUAAUGGACAUUGCCUUGGAACAUUUUUUGUUUCUACCUUCUGUUCGUUAAUGCGCUUUUGUUUUCAUUG
Molecule: messenger RNA, 3449 nt
Organism: Olea europaea var. sylvestris
Lineage: Eukaryota; Viridiplantae; Streptophyta; Magnoliopsida; Lamiales; Oleaceae
Product: auxin response factor 8-like
Exons: 14
Coding region: 631-3153 (840 amino acids)
Biological process (GO): regulation of DNA-templated transcription; response to hormone
Cellular component (GO): nucleus
Molecular function (GO): DNA binding; protein binding
Source: RefSeq, a predicted model, not a curated record